GAAUGAAUACCAUACAAAAUGUGGGACCCAUUGCUAUUUGCAAAGGCCCCCUUAGAUUUCUGAGAUCAUCGUCUGCCUUGAAACAAGUUCAGAUUAGUGACAAUCUUUCUGAGGAACCCAGGCCCUUCAAUGAAGUUCCACGCCCAAACAAAUUCAAAUUCAUUAGGGCAUUUAUGCCCGGCGGUGAAUUCCAGAAUGCAUCGAUUACGGAAUAUAGCACGACGAUGCGAAAUCGUUAUGGUGAUAUCUUCAUAAUGCCGGGAAUGUUUGGCCGCAAUGAUUGGGUCACCACAUUCAACACAAAGGAUAUAGAAACGGUUUUCCGAAACGAGGGAAUUUGGCCACAUCGCGAAGGUCUUGAUUCGAUGGUGUAUUUUCGCCAGCAUGUUAGACCAGAUGUUUAUGGAGAGGUUCAGGGUCUGAUAGCUGCACAAAGCGAGACUUGGGGCAAACUACGUUCUGCGGUUAAUCCGGUUUUCAUGCAACCCAGGGGUUUGAAAAUGUAUUAUGAGCCGCUGUCCAACAUCAUCAAUGAGUUUAUAGAGCGCAUUAAGGAGAUUCGUGAUCCUGUUACUUUAGAAGUCCCUGAUAACUUUUCGGACGAAAUAAGUCGAUGCAUUUUCGAGUCACUCGCAUUAGUGGCCUUCGAUCGGCAAAUGGGUUUGAUCCGAAAGAACCGAGAUAAUCCAGACGCGUUAACACUUUUCCAGUGCACGAGGGAUAUCUUCAGGUUGACGUUCCAGCUGGACUUUCAGCCUUCGAUGUGGAAGAUAAUUUCCACGCCAACGUACAGGAAAAUGAAGAAAACACUCAACGACAGUUUGGAUGUAGCCCUUAAAAUUCUAAAGGAAAAUCAGGAUGCGCUGGAACAACGUCGCCAGGCGGGUGAACAAAACAGCAACAGUAUGUUGCAGAGAUUAAUGGAUAUCGAUGCCAAAGUGGCGGUGAUAAUGAGUUUGGAUAUCCUAUUUGCUGGCGAAGAUGCCACUUCCACACUUCUUUCGGCCGUGCUACUUUGUCUGUCGAAAAAUCCCGAGAAGCAGGUGAAACUGCGAGAGGAACUCCUAAGGAUCAUGCCCACAAAGGACACUCUGCUCAACGAGGAGACCAUGAAGGAUAUGCCUUAUUUGAGGGCUGUGAUUAAGGAGGCCAUGCGAUACUAUCCCAAUGGCAUUGGCACUCUGAGAGCCUGCCCAAACGAUGUGACACUUUCGGGCUACAAUAUACCCAAGGGAACCACUGUCCUGUUGGGAUCGCAAGUCCUUCUGAAGGACAGCACCUACUAUGCAGAUCCAGAUGAGUUUAUACCAGAACGCUGGCUACGAAAUCCGGAGACGGGAAAGAAGGGGCAGGCCAGUCCAUUCACCUUCCUGCCCUUCGGAUUUGGACCCCGCAUGUGUAUCGGCAAGAGAAUCGUGGAUCUGGAAAUGGAGACCACGGUGGCCAAGUUGAUUCGCAACUUCCACGUGGAGUUCAAUCGGGAUGCCAGUCGUCCUUACAAGACCAUGUUCAUAAUGGAACCCGCUAUUCCAUUCCCCUUCAAGUUCACCGAUAUCGACCACUAAACCCCUUCUUCUGCGUGAUAAGUUCCUUAUAGUUUUAAAGUAAAUAUUGUUUUGGCAAUAAAUGGUUUGUUUAUAGGUCA
This is a messenger RNA of Drosophila rhopaloa, 1645 nucleotides long. RefSeq names its product probable cytochrome P450 12d1 proximal, mitochondrial. The coding region runs from base 3 to 1565 and encodes 520 amino acids. The record is from RefSeq and is a predicted model, not a curated record. Lineage: Eukaryota; Metazoa; Arthropoda; Insecta; Diptera; Drosophilidae. The transcript has 4 exons. Gene Ontology annotation, molecular function: monooxygenase activity; iron ion binding; oxidoreductase activity, acting on paired donors, with incorporation or reduction of molecular oxygen.